AUGAACGGUCAAGAAAAGAGCCACCAUGCAGACGACACGGAGUUGGGCCUGGAGCUCGAAAAGCGCCUAGUGUGGAAGCAGGACAUGCACAUCGUACCUCUAUGCGCCGCCAUCUAUCUGCUUUGCUAUCUAGAUCGGUCUAAUAUAGGCAAUGCCAAAAUCCUCAACGAAGACACGGGCGAUGAUCUCCUUACGGAGACGAACAUGACUUCUUAUCAGUUUACCAUCGCACUCAUGGUAUUCCUGAUUGCCUACGCCCUGUUCGAGGUCCCCUCGAACUACCUCCUCAAGAAGCUCAGACCUAGCAGAUGGAUCUCCUUCCUCAUGCUCUCCUGGGGGGCAGCCACGAUGGGCCUAGGCGGCGCACACAACUACGCCCAAGUCACAGGCAUCCGCUUCCUUCUCGGAGCAAUGGAAGCCGGUCUCUUCCCGGGCUUCGUCUACUACCUCACAUUCUGGUACCGCACGUCAGAGCGAUCCAUGCGCGUCGCACUGAUCCUCGCAUCCGCCACCCUGGCCGGGGCCUUCGGCGGCGCGAUCGCCUACGGCGUGGGCCACAUGAACCAGGUGCACGGACUGUCCGCGUGGCGAUGGCUGUUCAUCAUUGAGGGCGCGCCGUCCUGCGCAUCUGCCUUCCUGGUCUGGUUCCUGCUCCCUGAUUAUCCUGAGUCUGCGGCUUGGUUGAGUGAAGAGGAGAAGGCGCUUGCUGCGCGGAGACUGGAAACAGAGGGGUCGAAGGGAGGCGCCCACGCUAUGACUUGGGAGGAUGCGAAGGGGGUGCUGACUGAUUGGAGGUUGUAUGCGCAUUAUGCUAUCUACUUCGGCAUCUCAACCCCCUUCUCCAGCCUCAGUCUCUUCACCCCAGCCAUCACCAGCGGGCUGGGCUACACAAGCCUGCGCGCGCAGCUAAUGACCGUGCCGCCGUGGGCCGUCGCCUACGUCGUCACGACGGCUGUAGCUUGGUCGGCAGAUUACUUCAAUAGUCGCGGCCUCCACUCCGCUCUCUUCGCCUUUAUCGGCGCGAUGGGAUUCCUUGCGUCUGCUGUUCUUCCCGCGGAUGCAUACUUGCACCGCUACGGCUGCCUAAUAGUAGCCGCAAGCGGCUCCUUCGCCUGCAUUCCGCCCCUCCUCGGCUGGCUCUCCGCAAACCUACACUCCACAGCCGGAACAGGACUCGCCAUCGCAUUGAACGUCUCGUUCGGAGCACCCGGGCAGAUCGUAGGCGUGUGGAUCUACAAGAGCGAGGAGGCGAAGAUAGGGUAUCCGACGGGGCAUUGGGUGAAUGCGGGAUUGCUUUUGUUUGUUGCUGCGGGGUGUGUGCUGUUGAGGUUUUAUUACGGGUGGAGGAAUGGGAGGGGGGUUGGGGGGGAGAGGUUUGCGUAUUGA
This is a messenger RNA of Aspergillus campestris IBT 28561, 1386 nucleotides long. Its product is annotated as putative MFS transporter. The transcript has 9 exons. NCBI's taxonomy places the organism in Eukaryota, Fungi, Ascomycota, Eurotiomycetes, Eurotiales, Aspergillaceae. The record is from RefSeq and is a predicted model, not a curated record. Gene Ontology annotation, biological process: transmembrane transport. The coding region runs from base 1 to 1386 and encodes 461 amino acids. Gene Ontology annotation, molecular function: transmembrane transporter activity. Gene Ontology annotation, cellular component: membrane.